Neopsephotus bourkii (Bourke's parrot) is the source of this 685-nucleotide messenger RNA. RefSeq names its product immediate early response 3 interacting protein 1 (gene IER3IP1). Gene Ontology annotation, cellular component: Golgi membrane; COPII-coated ER to Golgi transport vesicle; endoplasmic reticulum membrane. The transcript is spliced from 3 exons. Lineage: Eukaryota; Metazoa; Chordata; Aves; Psittaciformes; Psittacidae. Gene Ontology annotation, biological process: endoplasmic reticulum to Golgi vesicle-mediated transport. The coding region runs from base 68 to 316 and encodes 82 amino acids. The record is from RefSeq and is a predicted model, not a curated record.
GCCCCCGCCCCUUCAUGGUUCCCGCCUCCCCGCCACGUCGGUCGGCGCGCCGUGGCGGCGCUGGGCCAUGGCGUUUACGCUGUACUCGCUGCUGCAGGCCGCGCUGCUCUUCGUCAACGCCGUGGCCGUGCUGCAUGAGGAGCGCUUCCUCCGUCAAGUUGGCUGGGGAAGCGAUCAAGGGAUUGGAGGAUUCGGAGAAGAACCAGGAAUUAAAGCUCAGCUAACGAACCUCAUUCGAUCCAUACGAACUGUAAUGAGAGUGCCACUCAUAGCAGUGAACUCCAUUACAAUCGUUCUCCUCCUGUUGUUUGGUUGAAGACACCCAGGGAAAAACAUUUUGGAUGGCCAAAGAAGCAAGUUAUGAACCAUCGCCACUGAGUUUUUGGGGAUCCGGCACGGUUUAGCUGUCAAUCUGACAUUCAACUUAACAUAAUAAAGACACUUACUUCUAUUUAUCCUAUUUUCUAAUUGGAGUUUCAUUACACAAGAUACGGGGAUCAAUGCAACAACACUGCAAACAUGUUGGACUAUGACAAGUUCUGUUGCUGCCUGUUCAUAGCGCUGGCUGUUGGUGUGCGCGUUGCCGGGUGUUGCCGCGGUUGUCGAUCAUAUGCGGUUUUUAAAUGUCUCAUUCCUCAGGGAUGAAUUUCCUUUAUUAUCCUUCACAAUUUGUUGUUAAAUUAAA